Messenger RNA from Hippocampus zosterae (dwarf seahorse), 2863 nucleotides. Its product is annotated as tumor protein p53-inducible protein 11-like. The coding region runs from base 275 to 841 and encodes 188 amino acids. Lineage: Eukaryota; Metazoa; Chordata; Actinopteri; Syngnathiformes; Syngnathidae. The record is from RefSeq and is a predicted model, not a curated record. The transcript is spliced from 8 exons.
CGAGCUUGAUGAUUACGGUAAGCGGGAGCUCGUGGCUGGCUUUGGUGGCUGAGGAGGUUGUGUUGAAUGAAAAAAGCUCGGAGCGGCGAUAUUCCUCCUUUACUGUCUGCGGGGCUCACUUGCAACACUAAACGACAACCAGGUUCCUUCAACCCAACUCCGGGCUCUGCUCUGCUACUUAUCCCGUGAACUACACCACGGGAAAUUUGGUACAACAAGAUAACGGCUUCCUCUUUCCACUUCAUAUUCCAUACCUACAAUCGACGUGUGGAUCAUGGCUUCUAAACCCCACCCUCUGAUGAAGAAGCACAGUCAGACCGAUUUAAUAAGCCGCUUGAAAAGCCGGAAGAUUCUUGGAGUUGGAGGCGAAGAUGACGAUGGGGAAGUUCACCGAUCAAAGAUCAGUCAGAUGCUGGGAAAUGAGAUGAAGUUUGCAGUUCGAGAGCCAAUCGGUCUGAGGAUGUGGUUGCUAACCUCAGCAGUGGGUUUCACUGUGAUCGCCGCAAUGGCCUUGGUGUUUCCCAACCAUCUCUAUGAGGUUGUUUUUGAGGAGGAACUCUCUACAACCAGCCUCUCGGUUCGCCUUUAUGGAGGAGCGCUACUCAGCUUGGCUCUCAUCAUGUGGAAUGGCCUCUACACAGCGGAGAAGAUCAUCAUCCAGUGGACUCUGCUUAGUGAAGCUUGCUACUUUGGAGUGCAGUUUCUUGUGACAUCCAUCACCUUGGUAGAGAUCGGCAUGCUGCCCAACGCUGCCAUAAUGCUGCUUCUCAGCAGAGUCCUCUUCCUGGCGGUCGCCAUGGCUUACUACUACCACCUGGGCCGCAAGCCAAAGAAGAUUUGAGCUCAUGUGCGCGCGAGGGGGAUACAAGUCAUGUGGACAGCUGAGCACAGAUCACAUAAGAUGUGGUUGCAAGGUUUGGAUUGGUAUUAGAAAUUGAGCUUGUAGCCUUAUCUGAUCCCAGUGAGAUGCAGCUGUGGGACAUAGUUUAAUAUUCCACCCAAAUUGUCAACAAAUUACCACAUAGGACAUUUCUCCUUCCUAUAGGUGUGAGGUCAGAACCUCAUAACACAAUUUCCUCCGGAGUGCUGUUAUUGUUAAAAAUACCCCACAAAAAAAGAUGCCUUGUAUUUUAAUUGUAGUCUUGUCACCUUAAGAUCACUCUGUUUCUAAUGUAACUUGAGGAUAUUUCCAAAUAUACAGUUACCCGUUAUUCCAUAAAAAAAGUUGCAUCUUGACACUGUCUCCUAACUCCGUUCAAGGACCAGUAGUUUGUGCGGGAGUGUGUUGUUCUGUUUAUUCAAAGUGUGUGUUUGCUGAAGCGCUUCGAGCAUCACUGGUGCUCACUCAAAUUCAAAUGCAGGUCAGUUUUCUCUAUUGACUUUCAUAAAUAGCACAGUCGUGAACUGAACCGUAGCGGCAUUGUAUUUGCGAUGGUGUUCAACAAGGAAGCAAAGUGAUUCUUUUGGUUUACUCAACGUGACCAAAUUGAAGACUAAAUUUUGUGCGCAGUGUGUUCACACCACAAAUGAUCUUUUUCAUCACACAGGGUAGGAUAAGCAUGGAAGAUUUGGCCUUUAGUGUUGAACUGCCAUCACAAGCAGUCCUUAUUGUAGACGAAACAAAACUGCUUUGGGUUCCCAUGAGUAGUGUAGCACCGUUUUUAUAUCACGCCGUAUGCGUAGCCUUGCCUUAAAACUAUUUAAAACUGUCACCAACACUGCAUCUUUACCCUUGUAUUGGGUGUCUAUGUAAAUACCAGUACGUGUGGUGGUGUUGUGAAGUGGACCGGGAACAUGUUUAGUAUUCAGUAGAGCUAAGGUUUCUCUCAAGUGUAAUUUUGUACUUAUUUAAGCAACUUCUGUCAAUAAAUGUCAUGCAUGUAGUAAUCCUGCAGUGCAGAAAUAGUUGAGGUAGAGUAGCCACCAAUGAACCAAAUAGAUGAAAGCGUUCACAGAGGUGGAGGUGAACAUGUAAAAAAAAAAACCACAUUUUGAUUUGUGCUUUAUAACGGGUACUUGCCAAUUUUACUCCACCAUUCAGUACAAUUCUACCUCCCUGCUAUUUGCCAUCAUUCCAGUUCAGUUCAGGUUUUUAUUCUGAACUUGUGCUUUUCCACACCUUGGGCUCUGUCAAGGGAACGUUCUAAAAUUCAGCUAGGGGGGGAGAUUAAAUUGGAAAAUAUACAUAGGGCCUCCUUCAAAGGUGGUCCCUCGGUCCCGCCCCAGAAGGGAGUUGUCCUGAGGUCUGAGUGAUUGCGGGUUUGCAGUUGCAUGUUCAGUAUUAAGCACACACAUGCUUGUUACUUGGGUGAGUGAGUCUUAACUCCAGAUAGGGUCUACAUGGGUGAGGUCUGCUUUGCUACUUGAAAGUAGUAAUUAUCUCUUACCAAUGUUUAAUUAGAUACACUUCUCCCCAGCAACAGUGUGCUGAAUCUUACUAGUCUGUCCUUACUAGCAUGCUAAUUAAGGGGUUGAGGGGAAAAAAAGGCAUUUCAUUUCCGGCUAUACUAAAGGUCUCAAAUCAUCAGACUUGAAAUGUUCAAAGGUCUGUGAAGUGCAGUAUUUGAGGGCAGAAGGUCUUUUUUUUUUUUUUUUUUAAAGGUAAGGUCAGAAGUAGGCUACCUUAAAGGCUGUUCUAUCCUUGGCUCAUGUUAGUCACUUGAGGCGAGUGGGAGAUUAACAUAAAUUGUUUAAGUGUGACAUAAGUUCUGACCUCCAGUGCAUUGCUCUUCUCUGAAUUUCUUCCCAGGUCAAACGAUUUCAGCUUGUAGCAUUGUUUUUUUUUUCUGUAUAUACUGUUUUGUGAAUCUUGUGCCUCAGAUUGUAUUGUUGGUUUGAAAUAAAGAACCUAUUGUUUGUUUUA